AUGACCCCCCUUCGCAGGUUGGCUGAUAGCUUUGACGCUUUCCUGGCAUCCCAGGUGCUGAUCCCGCAGAUCCCUCGAUUGCUUGGCCCUGGUUUGAACAAGGCCGGAAAGUUCCCCACGCUGGUGCAGCACUCCGACAACCUGGAGACCAAAGUCACUGAGGUGAGAAGCCAGGUGAAGUUCCAGUUGAAGAAGGUGCUUUGUAUGGGCGUUGCAGUGGGCAACGUUCAAAUGACACCGGAUGAGCUGAGGCAGAACUGCCUGAUGGCCAUUAACUUCCUGGUGUCCUUGCUCAAGAAGAACUGGAACAAUGUGAUCAAAGAGCUGCUUGGAAAGGGUUCAGUAGUUGAAUCUUUGGAUCUCAAAGAAGCUCCCGACAUUUUGGCUCAGGUGCUGUCGGAUGAGGAGCUUGGACGUUUCACAACAAAGUUGGUGGAUGUGUCGGAUACGGCCAAGGCGCAGGGAUGCGCAGGGUCUUGGGUGAAGAAGCUUUGCUACCAUUCGAGCAGCAAUGCUCCACUUGGUGUUGCAGUGAAUCUGUUGGGCACCAUCAAUGUUUUUGAGGCAGUCAAGGCUUUAGCAGAACAGGAAGUACCCUCUGCCACCGAAGCCUUCUCUUCGUCUUUGUCCAGUGUGCUUGCCUGCGCCUCAGAAAGCGAUGGGAAGAUUUUGGCUCUGACCGAUGACAUGCCGCGCGCACAGAGGCAAUGGCAGUUCCAUGUAGAGCAGACCUUCAGCUUCAGAGACUUGAGCAUCGAGAAAGAUGAGCUUGCAUCAGUCAGAGACUGGCUGCGGAAAGGAGCGCGUGGCCUGAAGCUGCUCACGGCCGACUUGUCAACCCCACAGGCAACCGGCGUUGCUUCAGCUCGGCUGUAUGCCCGUUUCAAUCGGCGCACAGGCUGCGUGAGGGGUGGUGGAAAGCAGUUCCAUGUUGAUGGAUCGGUCAAUGAACCUUUGAAAGCUGUGCGUGUGAAGUGCUGUGCUGGGGAGGAGAGGGAGGCACGCAAUCGCAAGGGAGGCGCUGGUCGUGUGACUGUUGCUGAGCUUAAAAGAGUGCUUGACUGUGCUGACGCUCUCUUGGAAAGCGGUUGCAAACCGACUCCCAGUGCUGUGGCCAUGGAGGUGGGCGAUUGGUGCGCCAGCUAUCCGUGCCGUUCUGAAGCACAGGCGACAGACGCGGGGCAAGUCAACGCGAACCACAAGAAGCUGAGUUGCGGGCUCAUCAAUGCUUUGAUGCCUCUCAUCAUUGACUUCCAUGGUCCAUGCGGAACAUUGAAUCUCACGUGGAAGAAGAGCGCGACCUGCGAAGAGGAAGAGGACGAGGAUGUCGGUGCGAUUGCGCAGAAGCCGCAGAAGCAGCUUCGGAAAAAGGUUGCGAUUAAAAAGUCGACUUGCUUCCAAGAAAACGAGUCGCAAGGUCACUCGCGACCAACAGGAGCAGGGUACCGUGUGGAGGCUGAAGCCGCGUUGGCGCGCCAGACGGCCACGGAAGACAUCAUGGAGCAGGUUUUUCGUGACUCGGUUUGCCUCGCGCGCCACGCGCGUCGCAGUACGCUUGUCUCCAUGCGCGCGAACUUCGGUGACCCGCUGCUGAGGCUUGAGCCUGGGAAUUGGCUGAAAACCGGGGGGCUGGAAAAGUUGUCCCAGUCGCCUACGCUUCCUCUGGUGCUGUUCUUGGGCCUUCUUCCGAUUAUGCUUCAGGCGCACCUCUUCCUGCUGAAAGAGACUACCACAGGUCUCCGUCCACUGACCAUUUUCGGCGUGGGGCGAGAGAUUGGCCUCACAUCUGGCCCCACGAAAGCCGUGAAGGCGGCGAUCUUGGGGCGCCGCUUUGAGAUUGAGGUGUCUGGGACCACGGGAUUUCAUCACGUGGCCGAUGUGGCGAGGCUCUUUGUGGAGACCCUGGGAGGAGCUGUUCGCCAACCUGGAGCGCAUGUCUGUGGCAUCAAGGGCCACGUGGUGUCCUAUGAGGAGUUUUUAAAGGAGGCCGCCAAGAUUGUACCAGAGGUGGCAAAGCUGGCUUGGAUAAAGCCGCAAGCUCCUGAAGUUCCAAUCCAUGGUGAUGUGGACGAGGCACCAUUGCACAUGUUGACUCAGAGAGAGACCAUCCACAUGACCUUGAAGGAGGCAAUCGCAGAGAUGGUGAGGCGCUACCAGGAUUUGAAGGCACGUGGCAAGCUCCGAGACCAGGAUUUAGGGCAAGAGCCACCGGUAGCGAAGCUGUAG
Molecule: messenger RNA, 2226 nt
Organism: Durusdinium trenchii
Lineage: Eukaryota; Dinophyceae; Suessiales; Symbiodiniaceae
Source: the annotation of a GenBank genome assembly